AUGAAGAGUCUGCGUGAUCCAGCCAUGGUCAAGUUCCUGUUGCUGUUGAUGUUGGGGCUCGCCCUCUUGAGGGAGGUAGCAGCUCGGAAAAAACCCAAAGCAGGGGAUCCUUCUCUGGGGAUUGCUCAGAAGAAGGCUGGGAAUUGCCCACCUCUGGAGGAGAACAGUGUAAGGGUUGACAUCCGCAUUCUCAGUCAAAACCAGGGCAUUCCCAUCUCCCAUGACUUCCAGAACCGUUCCAGCUCCCCAUGGGAUUACAACAUCACCCGGGACCCCCACCGGUUCCCCUCGGAGAUUGCAGAGGCCCAGUGCAGACACUCAGGCUGUAUCAAUGCCCAGGGGCAGGAAGACAGCUCCAUGAACUCCGUUGCCAUCCAGCAAGAGAUCCUGGUCCUUCGGAGGGAGCCCCAGGGCUGCUCUCAUUCCUUCCGCUUGGAGAAGAUGCGGGUGACUGUUGGUUGUACCUGUGUCACCCCCAUCAUCCACCAUGUGGCCUGA
Messenger RNA from Castor canadensis (American beaver), 498 nucleotides. RefSeq names its product interleukin 17F (gene Il17f). Gene Ontology annotation, molecular function: cytokine activity. The record is from RefSeq and is a predicted model, not a curated record. Gene Ontology annotation, cellular component: extracellular region. Gene Ontology annotation, biological process: inflammatory response. NCBI's taxonomy places the organism in Eukaryota, Metazoa, Chordata, Mammalia, Rodentia, Castoridae.